Molecule: messenger RNA, 4507 nt
Organism: Musa acuminata AAA Group (dessert banana)
Lineage: Eukaryota; Viridiplantae; Streptophyta; Magnoliopsida; Zingiberales; Musaceae
Product: ABC transporter G family member 51
Exons: 24
Coding region: 22-4371 (1449 amino acids)
Cellular component (GO): membrane
Molecular function (GO): ATP binding; ABC-type transporter activity; ATP hydrolysis activity
Source: RefSeq, a predicted model, not a curated record
AAGAGAGAGGAGCGAAGCGAUAUGGCCGCCAGUACCGGUAGCGAGUUCUUCGAGAUUGACAUGGAGGAGGCGGGCGAACUCUUCGAGCAGCCGAGAUCCGGACUGGACGCCGCGCUUGAGGAACGGGUUGUGGCGGAGGACGAGGAAGAGCUCAUGUGGGCGGCCGUGGAGCGGCUGCCGUCAGUCAAGCGCCACAAUUUCGCCGUCGUGCGCCGGGACUCCCGAUCCUCCUCCCGCCACGGGCCGGGGGCUCCUCCGUUCGAGCUGGUCGACGUCAGGCGGCUCGACCGCGCCGCCCGUGAGCGGGUGCUGCAUAAGGCUUUCGCCACCAACGACCAGGACAAUUACAAUCUCCUUGCCGGCAUCAAAGGCCGGUUCGAUAGUGUAGGGUUGGACGUUCCCAAAGUGGAGGUGACGUUCCAGAAUCUCACCGUCUCUGCAGAAGUAUACACCGGUCACAGGGCUUUGCCUACUCUGACUAACUUUGUCCGCGACGCUAUUGAGGGGGUUUUUACUUCCUUAGGAUUACUCCGACCAAAAAAACAUACUCUCACCAUUUUGGACAACGUUAGCGGUGUCAUAAAACCAGGAAGAAUGACACUGCUAUUAGGACCUCCUGGUUCUGGCAAAACCACGCUACACUUGGCUCUAGCUGGUAAACUUGAUUCUAACUUAAAGAGAAGUGGAGAUGUGAAGUACAACGGUUGCCAGCUUGAUAAAUUCGUUGUGCAACGAACAUCUGCCUACAUCAGCCAGACAGAUAAUCAUAUAGGGGAGUUGACUGUUCGAGAAACCCUGGAUUUUGCAGCAAGAUGUCAGGGUGCGAGCAACAACUGGGCAGAGCAUUUGAAAGAUUUAGAAAAGCUUGAAAAGGAGAAAAACAUCCGUCCAACUCCGGAAAUUGAUGCAUUUAUGAAGGUUGCUUCAGUAAAAGGUGAAAACAACAACCUUGCAACUGAGUAUACCUUGAAGGUUCUCGGCAUUGAUGUCUGUGCAGAUACUCUGGUCGGUAGUGAUAUGUUCAGGGGUGUUUCAGGUGGUCAGAAAAAACGUGUAACAACAGGAGAGAUGAUAGUUGGACCAAGAAAAACCCUUUUCAUGGAUGAAAUAUCAACAGGACUUGACAGCUCCACAACAUAUCAAAUCGUCAAAUGCAUGCUGAACUUUGUUCAUCAAAUGGAGGCCACUGUGCUUAUGUCUCUCCUUCAGCCUGCACCUGAGACAUUUGAUCUUUUUGAUGAUCUAAUAUUAUUGGCUGAAGGACAUAUCAUAUAUCAUGGGCCCAGAGAAAAAGUUUUGGAGUUCUUUGAAACACUAGGAUUUUUUAUGCCAUCUCGUAAAGGGGUGGCGGAUUUUCUCCAGGAGGUUACCUCUAGAAAGGAUCAAAAACAGUAUUGGUCUGAUCAUUCCAAACCAUAUGUUUUUGUUCCCGCUUCAAGAAUUGCUCAGAUAUUCAGAGAAUCUGAAUAUGGAAGUUCUGUCCGAUCCAAUCUUUUGGUCCCUAAUGACGAUAAAGGGUUUCUUCCUUCAGCUCUUGCAAGAACAAAUUUUGCUAUAUCAAAGCAGGACCUCCUCAAAGCAUGCUUUUCUCGUGAAGUAUUGCUUAUCAGUCGGCAUCGGUUCCUCUACAUUUUUAGAACAUGUCAAGUUGCAUUUGUUGGAUUCAUCACUUGUACAGUAUUUCUCCGUACAAGACUGCAUCCCAUUGAUGAGAUGAAUGGCAGAUUGUACCUUUCUUGUUUGUUUUUCGGACUGGUGCAUAUGAUGUUUAAUGGAUUUUCUGAGCUUCCAAUAACAAUUACCCGACUUCCAGUUUUCUAUAAGCAGAGAGAUAGUCUUUUUUAUCCAGCCUGGGCUUUUUCUCUUCCUAGCUGGUUGUUACGUAUUCCAUACUCAAUUAUUGAAGCUGUAGUAUGGUCUUGUGUGGUAUACUACUCAGUAGGGUUUGCACCAAGCGCUGAUAGGUUUUUCUGCUUCAUGCUGUUAUUGUUUUCCAUACACCAAAUGGCAUUGGGUCUCUUCCGACUGAUGGCUGCUAUUGCAAGAGAUUUCAUUGUGGCCAACACAUUUGGAUCUUUUGCACUGUUAGCCAUCUUUCUUUUGGGUGGAUUUAUUGUCCCAAAAGAUUCAAUCAAACCAUGGUGGAUUUGGGUUUACUGGAUUUCACCAUUAUCGUAUGGGCAACGAGCAAUUGCAGUCAACGAGUUUACAGACUCCAGAUGGAGAGAGAAAUCUUCUUAUGGAACAGACACAGUUGGGAACAAUGUACUUCGGUCACAGGGUCUACCAACCCAGAGAUACUGGUAUUGGGUGGGAGUAGGCAUUUUGCUAGCUUAUUCUAUCCUUUUCAACAUUUUGUUCAUUCUUGCCAUGGCAUAUCUUAAACCUCUGGGAAAGGCACAAGCAGUUGUCUCAUCUGAUUCUCAAGAGGGGGAGGAUGAAGGUUGUCAAGGCACUCACCCACAAACUGCAACAAGUGAAAGUAAUGAACCAGAGGCAUCAGAAAGAACUGCUGACGGAAAUACCUCCAAUAAAGGAAUGAUUCUUCCAUUUCAGCCAUUAUCUAUGACGUUCCACAAUGUCAAUUAUUUCGUUGAUAUGCCAAAGGCAAUGAGAGCUCAAGGAGUUCCUGAGACACGGUUGCAGUUGUUAUCCAAUGUUUCUGGGGUAUUUAGACCACGUGUCUUGACAGCCUUGGUCGGCUCUAGUGGGGCUGGGAAGACCACACUUAUGGACGUGCUUGCUGGUAGGAAGACUGGUGGAUAUAUAGAAGGUGAUAUAAGAAUUUCUGGAUAUGUAAAGGACCAAAGAACCUUUGCCAGAAUCUCGGGAUAUGUUGAACAAAAUGAUAUACAUUCUCCUCAAGUAACAGUAGAGGAGUCUCUCUGGUUCUCAUCAAGUCUUCGUCUUUCAAAUGAAGUCAGCCGAGAAAACAGAUGUGCAUUUGUUGAGGAAGUUAUGAAGCUAGUGGAACUUGAUACUUUACGGCAUGCAUUAGUAGGCAUACCAGGGAGUAGUGGCUUAUCAACUGAACAAAGAAAGCGCCUUACAAUUGCAGUAGAGCUUGUUGCAAAUCCUUCUAUUAUCUUCAUGGAUGAGCCAACUUCGGGCUUAGAUGCACGGGCUGCUGCAAUCGUCAUGCGUACUGUUCGAAACACAGUUGACACCGGGAGAACUGUGGUUUGCACCAUACACCAGCCAAGUAUUGAUAUAUUUGAAGCAUUUGAUGAGCUACUUCUUAUGAAGCGAGGAGGCCUUGUCAUAUAUGGUGGCUCACUUGGUAGAAAUUCUCAAGAUAUGAUAAACUACUUUCAGGGAAUACAAGGAGUUCCUCCUAUCCUUGAUGGUUAUAAUCCUGCAACUUGGAUGCUGGAAAUUAGUACACCAGCUUGUGAAGAAAGCCUUGGUUUAGACUUUACUACUGUAUAUAAAAACUCAGAUAAAUUCAGGGAAGUUGAAGCUCUCAUUCAGGAAUUAAGUACCCCUGCUGCUGGUACAGAGCCUCUGAGAUUCUUUUCAGUGUUUCCGCAAGAUAAACUGACUCAAUUUAAAGUAUGCUGUAAGAAACAAUUUCUUGUGUACUGGAGAAGUCCCCGAUAUAGUGUUGUGCGCAUGUUCUUCACUGCAAUUACCGCAUUGAUAUUUGGGACAGUCUUUUGGAAUGCUGGCUCAAAAAGAGAUACCGUACAAGACUUGUUUCUGGUUAUGGGAUCCCUCUAUUCAGCUUGCAUAUUCCUCGGAGUCAACAAUGCAUCCUCUAUACAACCUGUGAUUUCUAUUGAGAGGACAGUUUACUAUAGGGAAAGAGCAACUAGAAUGUAUGCCUCAUUUCCAUAUGCAGCAGCACAGGGUAUUGUAGAGAUUCCAUACAUCCUGUUGCAAACCAUUAUUUUUGGCCUUAUCACCUUUUUCAUGAUCAAUUACGAAAGGACUUUAGUAAAGUUUAUCCUAUACUGUUUGUUCAUGUUCCUCACUUUCAUGUACUUCACUUUCUACGGAAUGAUGGCAGUAGGUUUGACUCCUACGCAACAGCUAGCAGCAGUUAUUUCAUCAUCAUGUUACUCCUUAUGGAAUCUACUAUCCGGUUUUUUGAUCCCCAAAGCUAACCUCCCCGUGUGGUGGCUUUGGUUUUACUACAUAUGCCCGGUGGCGUGGACUCUUCGCGGCGUCAUCACAUCACAAUUGGGUGAUGUUGAGACCAGAAUAGCUGGUCCAGGUUUUGAUGGGACCGUGAAGCAAUACCUGGAGGAGUCCCUCGGCUAUGGCCCUGGCAUGUUGAGCAUUACCGCUGUGGUUUUGAUUGCCUUCUCCUUUGUGUUCUUCACUGCGUACGCCACCUCCAUCAAAGUUCUCAACUAUCAGAGACGGUGACCAUGCAUGCUGACAAAUCUUCCACCUUUAACCUGCAAAUGUUUUCUCUCUCACUCACCAAGCAUAUGUAAUCUUCAUCCUCUUGUAAGUAACCUGAAUUCCGCGAAUGGAAGCCUUCCUGACCAGACCAGCUUCG